Molecule: messenger RNA, 8193 nt
Organism: Xiphophorus couchianus (Monterrey platyfish)
Lineage: Eukaryota; Metazoa; Chordata; Actinopteri; Cyprinodontiformes; Poeciliidae
Gene: bbx
Product: BBX high mobility group box domain containing
Exons: 15
Coding region: 148-2703 (851 amino acids)
Biological process (GO): regulation of transcription by RNA polymerase II
Cellular component (GO): nucleus
Molecular function (GO): RNA polymerase II transcription regulatory region sequence-specific DNA binding; DNA-binding transcription factor activity, RNA polymerase II-specific
Source: RefSeq, a predicted model, not a curated record
UGGAUUUGUUAAGCUUAACGGAACUACUCUCAGUACAGCAAGUGCUGAAGUGUUGUCAUGUGUUAAUAAGUUAAAAAUGUGAACAGGACCGAUGAUGAGAAGCUCCGGCUGGUUCCUAACAGCAGUACUUCAGGUCAUCAUCUUUGUAUGACGGGCUGUGCCAGCUUUGUCCUCAUCAUUCAUUCAGCAUUUCCAUCAUUUUUUCUUCAGUGCAGUAGUACCAUGAAGAGUGGAGGAAGAGGUAAGGCACAGCCUGUUGAGGGGGUCACUGGCAAAAGACCUAAACGUAAAUGCCUGCAGUGGCACCCUCUUCUUUCCAAGAAGGCUUCAGAGUUCUCUGAGGAAGAGGAAGAAGAAGAUGAGGAGGAGCUGGGGAAGGCAGGGCUGUGCAGUGAAGAUCAGGACUCCCAAGUGCAUAAUGUAAGCACAACAGAGGAAGCUGAAGAAGACUCUAAUGAACACCGGGCACGUCGGCCUAUGAAUGCUUUCCUCCUCUUUUGCAAGCGGCACCGUUCUCUGGUGCGACAGGAACAUCCUCGUCUUGACAACCGUGGGGCCACAAAAAUAUUGGCUGACUGGUGGGCUGUGCUGGAGCCCAAGGAGAAGCAAAAAUACACUGAUAUGGCCAAGGAGUAUAAAGAUGCCUUUAUGAAGGCAAACCCAGGCUAUAAGUGGUGUCCCACUACAAGCAAGCCACUCAAGAGCUCUUCCUAUCAGCAUGUCAGCUGUCCUCGCAAAAAGGUGUGGUCCUUCUCCUGCAACUCAUCCAAGGACUCUACUGCCAAAAAUGUGCCCAAAAGCGACAGUUUGCACCAGUUGAACUUUGCCAUGGCAGACCCCACAAAGAUGGGAGGCCUGAGCAUGCUGCUGUUAGCUGGUGAACACGCCCUCACAAACAGGGAGAUCUCUCCCAGCACUAAAUCUACAUUACCUGACAUAGCCAUUAAAGGAAGCUCCUUUUCAGAGGAAACUAAAGAGAUGUUGUCUCAGACAAUUCCCAACAGAGUGCCUGAUAUUAUUGACAGCAGGAUGAAGACAGGGCUUUCCCUGGUGGAAGAGUCUUCCUUGUCAGGCACCCUUGAAGGAAAACCAUACAGACAGUCAGCUCUCUUCCAGCUUGCAGAGAUGUGUUUAGCAUCAGAAGCAGGAAAAAUAGACUCAAUAGUGUCUCAGCCCGAUGACAACUGCUCCACAGCAACACUCAAGCAAAUAUCCAUGAAGCCAGGAGUUAAGGAGGAGAGAGACAACUCUGACUGCUGUAGUCCUUCUCAUAGAUCGCCCUCCCCUCCAUCUCCUUCCUCUGGAACAUCCACCCCCACUGCUCAGCAUACAAGCCAAAGUGGAUGUGUCAAAAAGAAGAACAAGAAAUAUGAGGAGGUGAAGUCUAAUGACAUCCCAUGUUCAGAAAAGAGAGUGGGCACAAAUUGUCAGCACUUGGAAUCAAAUGUGGACAGCACCAUUGAGGCAGUGGCCAGAGGAGCUUGGAUUGACAAAGAGGAUAAAUCCAAGAAGAAGACCCCUCCCAGUUUUAUCAGUAGAAGCUCCGGUCUGCCACAAAAGAAAACUAAGACCAAAGUUAAGACACUGGUUAAAGCAAAAGAAGAGGAGUUGGAAGACAGCAGCAAGCUGCAGGGAUCCUCUGAUGGGGAGAGAAAGAAAGUAGUGCCUGGCAUUGAGGCCAAGAUUGAAACAGAAAGUGUAAAUAGUGAAAGCACAGGCCUUCAAGGCUGCAUGCCAGUGUCUCCCCAGCUCCACUGCGGCCAAUCGCCGGUGAAGCCCAAAGAAGAGGACAAGGAGAAGCACAAGGAGAAAGAACAGCAGAAGGCUAGUGACACAACCUGUGAGCUGAACACACACAACCAUGGCUCCAGAAAAUCCGAGCGAAGCUGUAAGGGUGCCUUGUACAAAACUCUUGUGUCUGAGGGAAUGCUAACUUCACUGAGAGCCAAUAUAGACAGAGGUAAAAGAGGUGGCUUACGCGCUUUUGAUCAUGAGUCUAACUGGAGUCAGGACAGCUGGACAGUUUCACACUUGGGACCAAGUAAUACCAAGAAGCUAAAAAAGUCCAAGUCCAAAGAAGAGUCUUCACAGAGCCUGGGAAAACUAGAAGAAGAGUUUGAAAAGAAGUUCAACAGCCUGCCACAGUACAGUCCAAUCACCUUCGAUAAGAAGGGGACAGCUGUUGCCAAGAAAAAGAAAACUGACUGCUCCUCUAGCGUAGAUGAAUCCUCCAAAUCUCCAAAAGUGGAACAGAGUAACUGCUGGCAGUUGGAUUCAGUUUCAAAAGCUCAGCCCUCUGCUUCCAUGUUCCUUGACAUCCAUGGUGCCUCCAGCAUGGAGAUGCUGGUUGGCAGCCAGAAGAGGAAGGCUAGGAAGUCCAGGAUUACACACUUGGUGCGCACGGCUGAUGGCAGUGUUUCUGCAGCUGAAGAAAACAAAGCUGGGGAUCUAAACCAGGAACAGGAUAAGAAGCCAUUAAACCAACAGAAUUUAUGCAAUGAAAAAAGGUGCUACAGCAGUCCUACAGCAGAGGAGACUGGGCGGAACACCUUACCACCAGAGUUACCUGCUUUCUUCAGUUUGGCAGCCCUUGCUGAGGUAGCAGCCAUGGAAAAUGUUCACAGAGGCCAGAGAAACUUAGCUCAAAGCCAGAAGAAAGAACUUGUACAAACUCCGGUUCUCAUAUCCUGCGCUGAUCAGUGAAGUGAUGCUGCUGCUUCUGGAAGAAGAUGACAUGAACAGUAGUAGUGAAGCUUUGCUUUCCUGAGAGGUUGUUUGUUUGGAAGGCUUGGACAAACUCCAGACUUCGAUUUUGCUUGAAUCUAAUAUAUGGGGAAAGAAACCCUCUCCUCUUCUCCCGCCUGCCCCUUCUCUGUUGGUGUCUCAGUGUUUCAUCCUGAGCCUCUGUUGGGCUUCAGGGAGAAUGCUUUUCUCAAAGGAUGGCUUUGUGUAUUCAAUGGAUGAUGUACUUGACACUCAGUGAAUUCCCUACAGUAAGUGGUGGUCAGUACAGUCUAGUUGUUGAGAAACAAGUAGAGUAGGUAAGGUGGACUUUCAGGUAGACUGUUUUCUCAAACUCACUAGCUGCUUUGAGAAAAAUGGUCAUGAGAACAUUGGAGCUGUUGGUCUGUUGCCGAGCAGCAGGCCAACAGCUCCUGUGUUAUGCAAACUAAAAUCAUCCCUUUGUCAACAGUUUUUGGAUAUAAAGGGGGCCAUUUAUAUACUUCCAUCACAGUUCCACAUACAUCACAACUUGAAGAGAGAUGGGCUCUUAGCUUUUGGAAGGAGCUUUGUGAAUUGCUUCUUGGUUUUCAGUAUCUCUGCUGCAGUGGUCAGAAGAUCCUCAGCUUGGGCAGAAAGAAGGAUUUGAGGAUUUGCUUCAUCUGUCAGGAAUCACAGUGAUCCUCCAAUUAUUGCAAGCUGUCGCUGCUGUGUACCGCAGUGUGACACGGAUCACUCCCGACAGCCACAUGCACAAAAGAUCUAUCUACACUGAUGUGUUCCAUAUGUAUGGAAAUAAAAACAUCAACAAUGGCACAUUUUGUGGCUGCAGUCACUAUGUACUGUUUAGCACCGCCACUGAAAAGAAACACCUACUAUAUUUACACCUGAUUAGUCUGUGCAAAAAAAAAACAAGCUUUCCUCAGUGCAUGGCUUCCUUUUUAAAGGUGGUUCCUAUAGAUUUGUUGUAUACUGUUAUAAGGAAGCCAUUUUGGAGGUUAAGUGUGACUGAAAAGACCUAAUUUUUUUAAUGGGACUGUGAAAGUGCUUUUGACUUGCAGUCAUGUUUGUUGUUUUUUACUUGAUGAAUAGUUCCCACACCUCUCUGAACACAUUUGUAUGUGGAAAAGCUUAUUUGCCUCCAGCUUCAUCCCAAAAGAACUUUUAACCAGGGUAAAUGAUCAUGACAGACUUCCUUUAAAGCUGUGGUAUGUUAAUCUUUUAAAAAAUAGUUUUUUUUACAUAUUUCUUAAAACUGUCAUUAUGUUGUGACAGUACGGUAUGAGACAAAUAAUCUGUGAAAAAAUUUAGUUCCUCUGCCUUCUCCCAGUGCAAACUACAGAAAUACACAGCUCAGUCAAAAACAACCAAUUACAGGCAGGAGGAGGGUCUUAGCGCUGUCAAACACUCUAGUGUAUGCACUGCGCUCACCCCCUGUCCCCUUGCUCUCUGCUAUGCUACAGCUUGUCCUUAUCAGACCACCUAUGAUGGCAGAUGGAACAGUUAGGUUAGUUGUUUCUUUGCCAUUAGCACCAUGAGCACGAGGUUGAUAUGACUGAUAACAUAUUGAUAUAUAUAAUAUAUACUGAUGUCGCUAAGACCUUCCUCCUGGCUCUGUUUGGUUGUUUCUGGUUGGCAGCGCUGCAUUUCUUCAGACAGCAACAGUAGCUCAGGGAGGAUCGAUCUUUUCACUGGCUCAUAGUUUACUGUCAGGACAUACUGACAGUUUUAGCAAAGAUUUAAAAAACUGUUUUUUAUAUAAAAACACAGCUCAGUUUUAACAACUACUUGCUCAGUUUAUUUUGGUGGUAUACUAAUUUAGUGUCCUAGUAUGUAUUAUCAAUGAGCAUUUUAUAUUUAUGAGAAGAUGUUUUAGUGUAAGCAAAGUUUGUGUCAACUAAUGUUGGACUGAAUGUUAAGAGAAAUGCAUUCCCCUACAUCUGAACUAGAGUUCAUAAUAUCAGAGGACUUUGCUAUUGCUUAUCUUUCUGUUCAGUGUCCCUGGAAGUCAGGUGUCUGUUUUUAAAGCCGGCUUCUCAGAACUAAAAUCUAGCCUUAACCCUCCCACCUGCACACUGUUUGCCACCACAAAGUCCUGAAGCAGAUUUGUCAUCUCAGUUUUAACAUAUUUAAACACUGGAAUGCAGUUUUCUCACUACUUGAGAAAAAGAUUUUAAUUUCUUGUCUGCAUAAUUUCCACAGAGUAUUCACUGCUUGUGUAUUCAGUUUCAAACUGCACUAAUUUGAAAUCAAAAUGAUGAAAUUUAAAUUCCACAUGGAAGAGUAAAGCAAUGCCCCCACUAGCCACAGGGUUCUUCUACCACCGUUGUGUCUUUGACGUUCUGAAUCAAGUUAGCUGUAGUUUCCACAUGAAAAAAAGAGCAGCCUGCACUAUGAAGCAAGUUUUAGUGACCUUUUGAGGCAUCUUCAGGUUCAAAUCAUGAUUUUGUCUUCUUACCUGUGUCAUCUGUAUGCUUGAAAUCUUCCCUACUCCCAAGCAGCAGAAUUCCACCAAUUAGUGCACAUAACAGGGAAAAUGAAUGAAAUAGACAGUAGUAUACAACAGAAAGAGAAACAAUUUUAAGUUAGCUCUUUUCUAUUAAUAGUAUAUUCAGGGCCUAAAUCAGGGGUCUGCAACAUAUUGCUCCUGAGCUGCAUUUGGCACUUUGGACAUUCCAAAAUGGCUUCAUAACUUUGGUUAAAGUUAUAUAUAGAUUUUGCAGUUGAAGGUUAUGUUAACUGGUCUCUCCAAAUUGCUCUUAUUGUGGGUGUGGAUGAUUGUUUAUCCUAUGUGCCCUGUCCAGGGCGCACGCCCCCGUCGUGCCCAGUAACUAUAUUUCCAUUACAAAUGUGCACAAAUCUUUGUCUAUAUUCUGCUAACAUAAAAAAACAACACAAUUUUGCAAUUGCGGUGUUUCCAUUAAAUAAGAAAUUAAAUUAAAAUCUUAUGUGAAUAAGCUUUUAAUAACUUCCAAUAAGUUAUUAAAAGUUACGGUAGCAAAGGAUGUAAACAAUUAAAUGAAAUAUAAUCAUAAUUUAACCACAGCCGCAGCUAAUGACUGCUGCAGACCACCAGCUCUCUCCCUGCAGUACAAGUGAAUGGAGAUGAUGGAUUGUUUCUUUUAUGCUAAAUUGCUUUUCAGCUUUAUUUCAUUUUGUUUUAUGUUAUUAUUUUAUCAUGUCAGUCCAACUCUGCUUGUUUUAGAUGUACAGCAAGUACUGAGGUGAUCAAGUCAGUCUAUACCAGUAAACAUCGUCCUUACUGUUUGGGUUAGUUUUACCCAAUCUACUGAAGAAACCUGCUUCAUAGUGUAGGCUUGUUUUGAAGUGUCAGAUCCAGGUUUGUUUAGUCUGAUUUGUUUCAUAAUACAAUAAAGCUAGCUAGGGCUAGUGGAGGCAAGGCAUGUAGCUGAUUCCUGUUUUUGUUGCUCAGAGUAUAUAUAUGCAUAUAUAUAUUUUUGUAUAUAUAAACAGUGCUCAAUAAGAGUCAUUUCAUUCCGAAGUCCCUGUUUUUAUUUCAGCAAUGCAGGUGGUCUUCCCAGAUUUGCUGGAAUCUUCACAAACUCAUUGAUACAAACAGAAAAAAACCUGUGUUCAGUUUUUACCAUGACCAACAGCCACACCUCCUUCCCCUGGAGCUCUUUGUCCCUCUGUGUGUAGACCAAUACUUCCAUGACCACAUUCUAGAUACAAUUCUACUGCAAUUUAGAUAGAUUACGUUGUUUUUUCUAUUUUAUUUAAUAUUGUUCCUUUUUUAUAUAAAAAAUUGAGGCUUUUCAUUGUUCACAACUGUGUGAACAAUGGAUGUGCUUGUACUUAUCUGGUGGAUAAUACAGUGCAUAAACAAUACGCUAGUCCUGUUAGCCCUGCAGCUGGUGUAUGUCCUAAUAACGCUUUUUGCUAUGGAAUGUCACACAAAAUGGGUUUUAGAAACCCAUUUUGAUUUCUUAAAUCACAAUGUUCAGAUCUGAUAAUAAUGUUUGUUCAUGUCUUUGUUAGUCUGCAAAUAAUGCUGAACUGCAACCAACCUGGAAUUGCUCAUUUGGGUUUAAAAUACAACAGAGUAGCACAAUAGACUACAGAGAACCAAACUACAGUCUGUCAUAAUCUUAAUAAGAAUCAGUAUAUGGAAAUGUAUACUUUCAGGUGUAAGAAAGUUCCAUCAUUGAAACAGAAUUGAAAAACAUGUGAGCUUUUGUUUUGUUGGAAAUAAGGAGUCCCCUGCGCCUGUGUGUCCACAUCAACCCUCAACACCCUACCUUCUUAAAGGAAUAUACCUCCUUACAGCAAGUGAGUUUAUUGACAUUUGCCAAAGAAAAUGAAUGGUAUGGUUCGAAGGGAAAUUCUGUUGGAGGAAAUAUAAAUCAUGCUAGCAUAACUGUUGCACUGGAUUUUUUAGGUGUUUGAAUCUUCAGGUAACAUUAUCAGUACAAUUCAUUGUGAUUAUCUAAUGAAAUUAUGUUUGUUUUUGAAUUCAGAGUUUGACUCAACCUCAACACAAGGAAUAUAAAGUAUUUGCACCUUAUGACCCAAACCAAAAUUAUCAUGGUCGUUAAACAAAAAUAAAAAAAAUAUUUCAUCCACUCAAUAUAGUUUGGGAAUUGCUCCAUCCAGUAAAAACUGCACAUCUACAGAUUAGCCCUUCAUCCUCUUGACUUUUCUAUUUAAAAAUGCUUCUUUAAGGUUCAAAAUUCUUAUAUUAGUUACAAAGAUUAACUAUAAUGCCCUUUUGUGCUAGUACUGUCUUCUUGAAUGUAAUCAUUUUCUACCUAUAUUUUUCUAAUUCAGCCUUGAUUGUACCGUAGGUAUGCUAUGACGGUAUACUGUUGCUUCUGUGCAUAUUUUGUUCUAACAAUUAAUGUAAGGACAGCUGCUGCACUGUUAAUUCAGUGGAAGUGCGAUGAGUAUGCCCAAAUGACUUCUUGGAGCAUGUGAGCAUCCAUGAAACUGACAACUAUUGACUGUUGCAUUGAGUUUUGGGGUAAUCUUUCUCUGGUUUGGUUCGAAAGUGGGGACAAUCCUGCAAGCAGAAUAUUUGUGUGUGAGUUUUAGCUUAUUUAUAGCUCUUCAAAGUUUAGUCAAAUUUCAAACAGAAAAAAGCAUUAUAUAUAUUUGCUUAUACAUAAUCAUGUAUGAGAUCAUUUGUCCUUAACUAGAAUGUAGAUUACGCCUUCCUUAUUUUUAACCUAAGUUUGCAAUGAUGGUUUUCAAUGCCUACCUAACUGAUAAGUUGUAGAUCAAUUGACAUUAUUAACCAUGUGCUUGCCAUACAUUAUGUAAACAAUGUUCUUCAUGAUGUGCUAUUUUGAUUGUUAAAGCCCAAUUUGUUUAGUGCUGCCUUGCCUUACUGUAUUCCCAUUGUAUUGUGGGAUCCCCCUUCUCCUUAUCAAACCCACAUUGCUGUCAGAACACUGUUUGAUGACACAACUAUUCCUUGUACAACACCUAUUAAAAUAACUUCUGUUAAACCUG